Molecule: messenger RNA, 1507 nt
Organism: Cutaneotrichosporon oleaginosum
Lineage: Eukaryota; Fungi; Basidiomycota; Tremellomycetes; Trichosporonales; Trichosporonaceae
Biological process (GO): protein N-linked glycosylation
Cellular component (GO): Golgi apparatus
Molecular function (GO): alpha-1,6-mannosylglycoprotein 6-beta-N-acetylglucosaminyltransferase activity
Source: RefSeq, a predicted model, not a curated record
UCAGUGCAAGCUGACGCCAGUCACCUGGGCCGGUGGCCGCUCAUGCUGGCCAUCGCGGCGGCAUGCUUCCUCGCUGGCCUCGCGGUCCACCCUGCGGCGCGCGAGACGAUCGCUGGCAAACUCUCGUAUACUAAGAACCCACACCUCGACGUUGCUGUGCGCGUGCGCGUCCUCAACGGCCUUCUGCAGGAGCGCUAUCCUGAAGCCUCGGGCGAACGCAUUUCGCGGCACGAUAACUGGGAUGCGCUGGACCGCCUAGCUUCCUGUCUCGAAACGAAUACGUGCACGGGGAGCGAGCGCAAGGUUCUCCUCCUUUCGAGCUACCACUUCGGGCGCUCCGAAGCCGGCGCGAACGGAGGCGAGGAGGUGUGGGCGCGCAGCAUGAUCUCGGCUUUCCAUCACCUCAACUACACGAUCCUCUACGCCUGGGGCAGUAUGGACACGCUGUUCAUCUACCAGUCCAUCCCCGAGAUGGUCACCGCUGUGUUGUGGGAGCAGGCCGAGUGGGGGCGUUGCAUUCGGCGCAACGAGAGCAACUACCUCGAAAUGGACAAGGAGGAGAAGCAGCCGAGCCCUUGGCAGACUGGGACGCAUGCGUGCAUUCAGAGCGAAAACUUUCCGCACGGCAUCCCGCACUGGAAAAGUUUCCAGUUCUUCUUCUGGGCCGACACCACAGUGCCUCUCGGCGGAAAGUGGAUGUUGUCACCGGAGGACUAUGAUGCUUUCCGUGGCGACAAGCCUGGGCACACAUAUCUCGGAUACUCGAUCGAAAAACGCUGUGACAUGUACCCGACGUUUACUGACCGGGAGCACCGCGCCCUUAUCCUUGCAAAGCACGCGGAAUACUUUGAGGAGAAGCAUAACUACUUCCACGGCCUCCUCGGCCCGGCGCGGGACGCCGUCAGGCCCACGCGCAACGACAAGGGCGAGGAGGUGCCGUUCGUGUUCAUCUCGACAGCCGACAACGCGGGCGACAAGAUUGACGCGGCCGGCGUGGAAACCGUGGGCAUGAAGGCACAGCGCGAGUGGACCGAGAUUCUGGCGCGCUCAAAGGCCCUGCUCGGCAUCGGGCAUCCGAUGCUCUCGCCGUCGCCAUACUAUGCGCUGUGCAUGGGCGUGCCCUUCAUUAACCCCAUCUACUCGUGGGACACCGAGCACCCGGACGACCGGAGCAAGUGGGCAACGCAGCAGGACGCACUGCGGUUCACGGAAGAGCCGUAUGUAUACCACGUACGCGGGCACGAUCAGGACGGGCUCCGGGACGCGCUACAGCGCGCCGCCGACACACCGAUUCCCCGAUACAUACCGCCUCACAUGCGCUUCGAGGCCGUUGUCGAGCGCGUCCGCAAGUUCGUCGAGACCGACUGGCACGCUGAGGCCCGUGCCUACGUCGCCGACCACUACAAGAAUGCCACCGAGUGGCAGUAUCUUGCCAUGGACGAGCCUGCCGAGCCUCUCCACCUGCGUGGCAAGAAUGUGUAAUUCUAACAGCGUAGAGUGAUAACAC